AUGGGGAAACGAUCUCCUACUUUUUCAAUAAAAAUUCCGGAGAACAAUUUUAUAUUUAACUAUAUGUCAAAGAGUCAAAAUGACGAAGUUCCUGAACAAUUUGAAGAUGAAACAGAAUUUAUUUCGAUUUCUACACAAGUUGAAUUUGAAAAAGAAUUAGAUCGUUCAAAAAGAGAGUUCAUACAAUUUAAUCAGGAAUUAGAUGAAAUUGCACGAUCUAUGAAACAAUUAUUUGAGGAAUCCCCUCAUUUUCUCACAGGAAUGGAAGAAAUAAAACAAAAACAAGAUGACAUUGAGGAAUGCAUCUUGUUAACUCAAGAAAAAAUUAUAGAAAAUGAACAUCGGUUGUCAGAUUUACAAUUUCUUCAAAAUAAAGUUCAUGAAGAUAUUAAUAAUGAUUUAAAAAUGAUUCAAGAACAAAUUUAUGAAAUUCUUAAAAAACAUCAGAACACGCAUACAAGUAUAUCAAACAUUUGCAAUAAUCAAACUAGAACUUGUGAACAACUUGAACUCAUGUUACAAGCUAUUCAUGAGUACGCUAGGUUGAUAGAAGAAGCCAGUCUAACUAUCAAACAUUUCGCUGAUGUGUCACCAAGAAGAGAAUAUGAAUCACUUGACUUGUCACCAUUUCGUUCAAAUGAGGGUAGCAUUUCUUAUUUCGAAGACAAAAUUUAUCAAACGAAUCGUAUAAAAACACCGACACCAAGUUCACCAACAGAGUCACCACAAUCAUCGAGAGCUUCUAAUCAUACAACGAUAACUACACCAACAAGUGUUGUUACAGAUAAUUCUGGUCAGUCAUCACCAAUUUCACCACCGGAUUCAAUACAACCUAAUUUUAUGGUAUCAGAAUUACCACAAUAUCGACUUUUGUUCGAUAGAAUGCGUCGUGCAGCAGUAGGAUUAAAAUUUUUAUAUUAUGCACACAAAUUAAAUGAUUAUAAGAACAAUUGUCCUGAUAAUGAUUGCGAUCUGGAUCUAGAUUUAUAUGAGGAUUGUUUAAUAACAGAAGAAGAAAAAUAUGUGCUAUUAUACGUAAAAGAUCUUCAGUAG
Molecule: messenger RNA, 1053 nt
Organism: Cetraspora pellucida
Lineage: Eukaryota; Fungi; Glomeromycota; Glomeromycetes; Diversisporales; Gigasporaceae
Source: the annotation of a GenBank genome assembly